Messenger RNA from Mollisia scopiformis, 1000 nucleotides. RefSeq names its product P-loop containing nucleoside triphosphate hydrolase protein. Gene Ontology annotation, molecular function: ATP binding; AMP kinase activity; ATP hydrolysis activity. NCBI's taxonomy places the organism in Eukaryota, Fungi, Ascomycota, Leotiomycetes, Helotiales, Mollisiaceae. Gene Ontology annotation, cellular component: nucleus; cytoplasm. The record is from RefSeq and is a predicted model, not a curated record. The transcript has 4 exons. Bases 65 to 595 code for a protein of 176 amino acids.
GCCGAACUGGGGUAAAAAAAUAUUUUUGACGCUCAGGAAAACACAGCACCUCGAACUUCAAACGAUGAGAUCUCAACCAAAUAUCAUUGUCACUGGAACUCCAGGAGUAGGUAAGACUACUCACUGCGAGAGUCUUGCAGAAAGUACUGGCUUAAAGCAUCUCUCCAUAAACAAUGUCGUGAAGGAGCGGGGUUGUCACGAUGGCUACGACGAUGAGUUCAAGAGCUGGAUUGUAGACGAAGACAAGCUACUAGACGCGAUAGAAGAUGAGGUGAAGCAGGGAGGUUAUAUUAUCGAUUGGCACGCAUGCGACCUGUUUCCGAAAAGCUGGAUCGACUUGGUGGUUGUGCUGCGCGUGGACUCAACCCUCUUAUACGAUCGAUUGAAAGCAAGAGAGUACCCAGAAGCCAAACUACAGGAGAAUUUAGACUCGGAGAUCAUGGAAGUUCUAUUGCAAGAGGCGAGGGAUUCAUACGAUGAGGAGAUAGUCGUCGAGCUCACGAGCAAUACGUCCGAUGAGAUGGAGAGCAAUGUUGAGCGUAUUGAAGGGUGGAUCAAGCAGUGGAAAAAGGACAAUGCUGCAAAAGCUCAAUAAACCGCGGUCUACGUCUAUGGAAUACAUUCUCUGUCACUCUAGGAGUCUUGAAGCCAUUUCUUCAGCUUCUCUAGUGCUCGGAAUCGAUGGGAGAUCUUGUUCUUCUCGACUUUAUCCAUUUCCGCAUACGUCUGACCCUCAUACUCGAAGAUUGGAUCCCACCCUACAACAGUGAGCAAUUGAAGGAAGGAAGGCUAUAACUGAUAGCUUACCGAAAUUGGUAGGACCUCGUGCUGGUACUAUCUUGCCCUAUGAAUUGUGAGCAGCAACAUAGUUUGUGUCGGGAUGGGAACCUACGUCCGUCCGACCUUGGAAGAUAAUGGGCUCAUGGCCAGGACCUUCACAAUAGGCAAACGUGCACACAGCUUGAGCAGACUUGUCAGAAUAUGCGGCAAGAAGAUUAUU